GCCAACGAGGCCGUCUUGGGAUCGGCGGCUUGAAGUUGUUGUUGCUGCUGCUGCUGUUGUUGUGCACGACUGGCCGAGGCAGGGGCGGUGGGCUUGCGGAAUGAAAGCGAGUCAUUGUCGACGGCGAGCGAGGUGCGUUGGUAUUUUGUCCUGGCACGACUCUCGGCUUAGAGGGGGAUGGGUCAGUGUGUGCGUGCAGCUGCAUGUUGUUAUUGGAGAGGCUCACUCUCAGCGCCCGACUCCUCGGAAUCCUUGUGACGGUUCUCCAUGCCGUAUCCCUCUCGAGUCUGCAUCUGCAUGUCGACCAAUUACUGGAGUCCGUCGAGCAUUUCUUUCGAAGCUAAAUCCCUGGCCGAUGGAAUGGAUGCUUCUUUUUCUGGUCCUCCUUGUUGUUUGUACUCGAUCAAAAAAUCAUGGCCGGACUGUCGCUUGGCUGGUCGUCAAUGGACGGAAAGGAGAGACGGAUGGCUGGCCGUCUGAUGGACAGGCUUCGGCGUGGUCGAAGGGGCUACAGACUCUGGCUAGUGGUGACGGGCAUACGACUUGCUCUCUUUAGAUUGUUGUUGCUCCUCGCUCGCCCAAAGCAGAAUAGUCUUUCUUCGCUGAGGGUAGCGGUCACUGCGCUGCCCUGUUACUGUUGCCCCUCUGUUAUUGGCCAAAGCAGCCCUGCAGCACAAUAAGAUUGUAUGAAACGAUUCAUGCUUGCUUUUCAGAAAAGGUUCACAUCAU
Messenger RNA from Aureobasidium subglaciale EXF-2481, 729 nucleotides. RefSeq lists its product as uncharacterized. Bases 101 to 556 code for a protein of 151 amino acids. The record is from RefSeq and is a predicted model, not a curated record. The transcript has a single exon. NCBI's taxonomy places the organism in Eukaryota, Fungi, Ascomycota, Dothideomycetes, Dothideales, Saccotheciaceae.